UUUUCCUUCCACCCUCUUCUUCUUUCCAAAGACAGAUAGAGCAGGGAAGAGAGAAGUGUUUUGUGCGAGUCUUUGACUUUAGGUUCUUUCUCCAUCUCUUUGGAGGAAGAAAAUAGAGACACAGAGAGUGGGUAGUGUACAUAAAAUUCCAAGAAAUGUGGACCGUACCACUUGGAGGGACAACAUGUGUAAUUGAUAACAGUCUGAAUCUUGGUAUUAACAAGAUCCCAUUUCCUUUCAAGGCUUCUCCUAAAUCUCUCCCAACAUCAGGUCUAUGUAGGGCCAGUCAAGUUGCUGAGCUUUUUCCAACUAUAUCACCUGAGGUUUAUGUUAGGGAGGCAAGGGUAGAGGACUGCUGGGAAGUGGCUGAGACUCAUUGCAGCUAUUAAAAAAACAUGUGGCCCCAUAUUAAACACCAUCCAGUA
This is a messenger RNA of Lycium barbarum (goji berry), 425 nucleotides long. RefSeq names its product GCN5-related N-acetyltransferase 4, chloroplastic-like. The coding region runs from base 156 to 389 and encodes 77 amino acids. The record is from RefSeq and is a predicted model, not a curated record. The transcript has 2 exons. Gene Ontology annotation, molecular function: N-acetyltransferase activity. Gene Ontology annotation, biological process: N-terminal protein amino acid acetylation. Gene Ontology annotation, cellular component: chloroplast. NCBI's taxonomy places the organism in Eukaryota, Viridiplantae, Streptophyta, Magnoliopsida, Solanales, Solanaceae.